AUGGCUGUACCCGUUAUUUUACUGCUUUUGGCCCUCUCUCUGUGUACUGGUGUCACCAGUCAGCAAAACAAUGAUCUGUCCACUCUCGUAUCGAUGGUUCAGAGUCUGCAGCAGCAGAUGAACGUCAUGCAGACAGCUAUCGACAGCGGUGCCAAGUGUAAUGGAGUGAAGGUCGACCCACGUAACUGUAAGGAUGUUCUGGAGUCUGGAAGAAAUACAUCUGGCAAGUAUCUAGUAUACCCCCCAACCUUGCAGGGCGUGGCACUUCCGGUUAUGUGUGACAUGGAGGAUGACAACGGUGGAUGGCUAAUAAUACAGACGAGACAGGAUGGCAGCGAAAAUUUUUUCCGUAGUUGGAAAGACUAUGAAGAUGGCUUCGGUAAUCUUACAUCCGAACAUUGGCUUGGAAACAAGAACAUCCACGCCCUGACUGCCAGUGGUUUGUAUGAACUGCGAGUGGUCCUCGAGGAUUUUCAAGGGAACCGGAAGGUGGCCAACUAUCGCUCGUUCUCUGUCGGUGAUGCUUCGUCAAAAUAUCGUCUGUCCAUUGACGGGUACUCCGGGGACGCAGGUGAUUCCUUAAAGUUUGACCACGAUGGUCAUGCCUUCUCCACGGCAGACGCUGACAAUGAUGGUGCUCAGUCUGUCAACUGUGCGCAGACGCACUCCGGGGGUUAUUGGUACAGUGACUGUUUCAAAUCCAACAUCAACGGCAAGUAUGGUGUCAAAGCAGAGACUGGUAUUAUCUGGGGAUCGUUCAAAAACUGGGAGUUGUACGUACUAAAGAAGACGGAAAUGAAAAUUAGACCAGUUCCGGUUUAA
This is a messenger RNA of Ylistrum balloti, 822 nucleotides long. Its product is annotated as ryncolin-1-like. The record is from RefSeq and is a predicted model, not a curated record. The transcript is spliced from 5 exons. The coding region runs from base 1 to 822 and encodes 273 amino acids. NCBI's taxonomy places the organism in Eukaryota, Metazoa, Mollusca, Bivalvia, Pectinida, Pectinidae.